AUGCGUUUCAGCAACGAUCCCAGCGCCUUUCAGCUUCAGCUUUGCGCAAACAGCGCCAUGUUCGACAGCGAGGACUCGGGCUCCGCAGACGGGGAGCAGAUGACAGAGGUGCGCUCCCCGAGUUCAGGACCCUCCAGCCCGCAGUCCGUCAACUCGGACUCCAGCUGCACGAGUCCGGAUGGCAAGUCCGCCUCAACCCAGCAGAGAGUCAGGAGGCCUCUGAACGCCUUCAUCAUCUGGACGAAAGAAGAGCGGAGGAGGCUCGCUCAUCUGAAUCCGGACUUGGAGAACACCGAUCUAAGCAAAAUACUCGGUAAGAUUUUGAUUGAAAGACUUGAUUUGAUGGAUUGUUGCAAUGAAAAGCUUUAACUGUUCAAACUGACACGUGUUUGUCAAGUUUUGCACCAGAAAGUCCCUCCAGUUUUGAAAUUGGUACAACAAUAUUCAUAACAUUAACAUUAAAUGUUAUAACAGAGACCCUAAAAGUCAGUAUUUGUUGUCCUGUUAGCUCUAAUUGUCUAGUUCAGUGUAACCAGUGAGUGCACAGAUCUUUAACUCCUUCAUGUCCCUGCAGGAAAAACCUGGAAGGCCAUGUCUCUGGCUGAAAAGCGUCCUUACAUGCAGGAGGCCGAGCGCCUCAGAGUCCAGCACACCAUCGACUACCCCAACUACAAGUACCGUCCCCGCAGGAGGAAGCAGCUGAAGAAGAGUUCCAGCAAGCCUCCUGGUGCAGAACCCAUUCCUAUGUCCUCGCUCUGCAGCUCAGGCUACACUGCGCCCUACAACCUCUCCUACCUGCUCCAGAACCAGCAGCCAAACUACCCUUGCUCACCUGCUUUCCAUAACACCUCUGCCGGCUUCAACGGCUACACAAACACUCCAGUUUUCCCAGACCAAACAGCAGCAGACACUUUCCAUAACAAACCUGAAGUGUACCCGCCUGCGUACCCUGUGGAACCUCAGGGGUAUUUCGGAAGCCAGAGUGGGUUCAUGCAGUACGGUUUCUCAAGUCCUGCAGGCCCACAUGUAGAUCAAGGAGAGUCCAGGUCAUAUGGAGGUCUGCUGUGCCCAUCUGGACCUUCCUUCGAGUUUUACUUAGAGCAAGUUCAGCUGGACAUGCUGUACGAUCUGGACCGGAGCGAGUUUGAACAGUACCUGGGCCCGAGUGCUCAGAGGCCGGAGUCCGUUGAUCCCAACAGCUACACAAAGCAGAGCAGCCACAGAGAGGAACACACACUGUCAUAA
Messenger RNA from Xyrichtys novacula (pearly razorfish), 1245 nucleotides. Lineage: Eukaryota; Metazoa; Chordata; Actinopteri; Labriformes; Labridae. The record is from the annotation of a GenBank genome assembly.